Messenger RNA from Aspergillus puulaauensis, 501 nucleotides. RefSeq names its product ubiquitin-like protein ATG12 (gene ATG12). The coding region runs from base 1 to 501 and encodes 166 amino acids. Gene Ontology annotation, cellular component: cytoplasm; Atg12-Atg5-Atg16 complex; phagophore assembly site membrane. The transcript is spliced from 3 exons. Lineage: Eukaryota; Fungi; Ascomycota; Eurotiomycetes; Eurotiales; Aspergillaceae. Gene Ontology annotation, biological process: C-terminal protein lipidation; autophagy of mitochondrion; autophagosome assembly. The record is from RefSeq and is a predicted model, not a curated record.
AUGAGCUCCCCAUCUUCUCGGAUCCCCUCGACUGACAACUCUCCGAACCCCAACCAGCGCCGACCAUCAAGUCGGAGAGAACCCGCAGAGCAAGCAUCUAACACCAAAAAUGCACCUAUCCCCGAUGAUGAGCAUGGUGCAGACCUACCAAUGACUAUGUCUGCGUCGGUGGUUCUCACUAGUUUGCCACGCGAUGCUCACCAAGCUUUGGCGGACGCCGAAGCCGUAGACACUGGUAAAGUCACCGUACGGUUUCAACCCCUACCUUCUGCGCCUAUUCUCAAGAACCGGGUGUUCAAGAUUAGCGCCUCGCAGAAGUUUGAGACAGUUGUCAAGUUUCUAAGAAAGAAGCUUGAUUGCAAGGACGCAGACUCAGUGUUCUGUUAUGUGAAUAGUGUUUUUGCUCCUGGUCUGGAUGAAGGUGUAGGGGGACUAUGGAGAUGUUUCAAAACUGACGACCAGCUGAUUGUGGCUUACUCGAUGACACCAGCAUUUGGUUGA